Molecule: messenger RNA, 2596 nt
Organism: Rhizophagus irregularis DAOM 181602=DAOM 197198
Lineage: Eukaryota; Fungi; Glomeromycota; Glomeromycetes; Glomerales; Glomeraceae
Source: RefSeq, a predicted model, not a curated record
UAAAAUAAAGAAAGAGAAAAAUUUUUUUUCACGCGUUUAAAUACCAUUUAUUGUUUUCGUGUUAAACAGAUGACUUUUCACUGUGAAAUAAACAUGUCUUAUACUAAUUUUGUUAAUAAAGAAGAUAUCAUCUAUGAAGAAGAUCUUGUUUCGGAGGAAGAUAAUACAGAAAUAUAUAUUACAAAAAAUAUCACAGUUAAAACGAUAAUUCACUCAUUAACUCCAUUAGAAUACCCACCAACUAGUGAAGAAGGAACUGCAAUAAUUUAUCAUGUUGAAGGGUGGCAAAAUAUAGAAAUGGCAUUUGAAGAUGUUCAGUAUUCUAUGGGUUUGCCUUGUGGCCAAAAUAAAACAACUUGUACAUAUCUUGGUGAUAUUGCUGUAAUUAAAAAAGAUAGAACAUGCCACGGAGUAAAGAUUUGUGAAUUUGCAGAUCCAGAACUUCGGGAAAUGGAACACAAGUCGGUAGAUCCUAACUCAGAUUUACGUUUAAGAAUGAGUAAAGAGUUAUCAACUGAUAAUGUGAAUUAUAACACUUUUGCUAAAUAUUUAGCUGCAUACAAAACUGAAUGUCGAUAUAUGCGUGAUGGAGUUCAAUGUAAUGGAAAACCUAUAUUAAAAUGUUUAAGACAUCAUGAUGAAACUGUACCUCCAUCAUAUUUUAUUGGUUGUACUGGUUGGAGAAUGAAUGAAAAAUUUCAUCAGUUUAUUAGUAUUAAAGAAAAUGUAGACCUUAACUUACUUCAACAACUUUUAAAUGGAUUAUAUGAGGGAGAAACGGAUGAACCAGUAAAUAAUUGUUAUUUAGUAUUCAGCAAUAGUACGAAAAGAAUAUAUUGUCCACAUCCACAUCGUUCAGAAAAUACCAUUACGCAAGGAAAGCUUAUGAAAAAAUUAUGUGAAGUUAGAUUUUCUAAACUAAUUCCUGUUGAUAUUAAAAGCUGUCCAUUUGUGAUCCUUAAAUCAAAAGGAAUUCAUACUCAUCCUCCACCACCUCCAAACCAAGUACCUGUUACUAUUCAUACACGUCUACAAGAAUUAAUUCACCAAGCAAAUAAUGAUAAUACUGAUGUUACUCCAACUCAUAUUAUAACAGGAAAUUUAAUUAAAACUUAUUUUGGCGUUGAAUAUCUUUCUGAUAUACAUGCAUCAUUAAAUAAUACUGAUCGUCUUCGGUAUUAUAUUGAUAAGAUUCAGAAAGAAAUUCAUCCACAAGGGCAAGGAUUGCUAGGAGUUGUUUACAAUUAUUCACGUAAUAUUAAUAAUUUUCGUGAUUAUGUAAAACGUUUAGAAUUCUUUGAAGAUGAACAUGUAAUAAUUAUUUGUACAACUUCUGAACAAUUAAAUGAAUGGAUAAAGUGCAAACAUUUUCAAAUCGAUUUGUCUUUCAAGCGUGUAAUGGGUGAAAUAAAUGAAUUUGAGAUUAAUUAUUAUAGUAAUGAACAUAACUUGAUUCUUACAUUUGCCCGAGUGUUUACUAAUCGUGCAACAACUAUUGCGUAUCAAAGAAUUUUUCACGUUUUAUUUGAUCUUGUAUUACAAUUAAUGGGUUUACCCCCUCAGUUUAAACAUAUUCAUGGAUCUGGUUGGAAUUGCAUCAUUGCAGAUCUUGAUUAUGCCCAAGCAAAAGGACUUGGAUUGGCUCUAAAUGAAAUUGAUAAUACAAAGGACUGGGAGGAACAUUUGGUUCAUAUUUUUAGAUCUUGUUUAGUCCAUUAUAAAAGAAAAAUUAGGGAAAAGGGUUACAAUGAUAUUGUAAAGAACAAAAUGAUUGCACUUCUUACAGCUGAAUCAGAAAGUGCAAUUAAUCAAGUAUUUGAUGAUAUUCAAGCAAUUGAAGAGAAUGCUGCAGAUUGGAUUACGUUCUAUCGUCAAAAAUGGGUUAUUGCGUCACUUAAUAAAUCCAUGUCAAAAAUUGCUAAUGAUGUUUGGAUAACAUCACCUGAUAAUACAAAUGUAGCAGAAUCGGCUCAUGCGCUAAGCAAUCAACGUGGAAGAGAUCUUAAAUUGUUAACGGCUAUUUUACAUGGUCAAAAAUUAGAUAAAGAAAGAUUUACUACCAUUUAUGUUCACCAAAAAUAUAAUAUACCAAAUAAAGGAAGUGAUAAAGGUCUGAUUUCACGUAAUGUUAUGUCCAAUAAACGUAAUGCUAAGAAGUUGACGAAAGUAGUUCCUACCAAAAGUAAACAAAAUGAACAUACAGGUUCUAAUAAGAAAACUAAAACAAAUAUUAUUGAAAUUGAAGAGAAUGAUAAAGAGAAUAUAUGUACGAUUUCUAGCAGAAAGAUUAAAACAAGAAAUGGUACUGAAGGGGAUGAUAAAGAAAGUGAAUUAACUUUAAAAUUAAGUGAGCUUGAAUUUCAAGAACGAGCUUUAGCUUUAAGGGAACGUGAACUUAUUUUAAGAGAAAAAGAAGCAAAAAUUCGUGAAAUGGAAUUAUCACUUGCCGAAAAAGAACAUGUGUUAAAUUCUACUAAAUAGUCUAGGUAACAGCAAUCUUUUUUUUUUACAAAUUAAACGAAGUAAUUAGCAGAUCAUUUCUAUUUUGACCGCUAUUAUAUCGGUAUAUAGAAUUUUAUAAAUAAAUCAAAAAUAC